This is a messenger RNA of Chaetomium globosum CBS 148.51, 6150 nucleotides long. RefSeq lists its product as uncharacterized. The record is from RefSeq and is a predicted model, not a curated record. Gene Ontology annotation, molecular function: nucleic acid binding; zinc ion binding; catalytic activity. NCBI's taxonomy places the organism in Eukaryota, Fungi, Ascomycota, Sordariomycetes, Sordariales, Chaetomiaceae. The transcript is spliced from 6 exons. Bases 1 to 6150 code for a protein of 2049 amino acids.
AUGUUGCCCUUCCACAGGCGCGAGGCCCGUAGCGAACCGGCGCCCCCGCCAACCGACAAGAGUCCCCGUUAUCCGGUUGUGCGGGAGCGUUUUGUGCCGUUUGUGAUUGACUGGGUUAAGGUCUCGUGGCGGGACAUCCUCGCCAUGGCCAUCUUCGGCGCAGCCACCCUCGGUAUCUACAGCGCCCCCUACGCUGCGACCCGAAACUUCCCCAUAACCUUCGACGCCUCGGGCGAUAUCGUUUACCCCCAGUUCGCCUACCCUAACCGUGGCUGGAUCAUCUCCCCGUCCAUAUCCGGUGUCAUCGACACCAUCAUCCCCAUCGGCAUCAUGGCCCUCGCCCAGCUCCGCAUCCGCUCCUUCUGGGACUUCAACAAUGCUGUGCUCGGCCUCCUAUACUCGCUCAUCCUGAGCUCCCUCUUCCAAGUCAUCAUCAAGACACUCAUUGGCGGCUUCCGACCCAUCUUCCUCGACGUCUGCCAGCCCGACCCCUCGCUCGCCCGCGGCCACAACGCAACCGGCCUCAACGGCGUCGGCUUCCAUAGCAUCAUGUACACUAGCGAGAUCUGCACCAACCCGGACAAAAACGCCGUCAAGAACGCCAUGACCUCUUUCCCCUCAGGCCACGCGACCACGGCCUUUGCCUCCUACGUCUUCCUUUUCCUCUGGAUGAACGCCAAGCUCAAAGUCUGGGCCAACUUCCACGCCAGCUUCUACUGGCUGGCGGCGCUGCUCGCCCCGCUCCUCGGCGCCACGCUCAUGGCGGCCUGCCUGACGGUGGACCAGGCGCACAACUGGUACGACGUCUGCGCGGGGGUGGCCAUCGGCACCGUCGUGGCCUUCAUGGUCUACCGCGUCAGCUACGCUGCCGUGUGGGACUGGCGCUUCAACCACAUCCCGCUGCGCCACCGCGCCGUGUUUGACUAUGCCGCCGCCGCCGCCUCCGCUUCCUCCGCCGAGGUGAUGGAGCGGGCCGUGUUUGUGAGGAAGUUAGGGUGGGGCCGGCGCCGGAGGGCGAGGGCCGGUGCGCGUCGUGGCGGGGUGGGGAGGGGGAAGCCCGCGGUGGAGAGUAUGGAGGCGUCCGCUGAUGGUGGCGGGGAUGCGGUGACGUAUGGGAAUGGGAUGGCGUCACAUGGACCGCCGCACGCUGCACUCGAUGUUGGUCACGUGCCUCAUUGGCUCUGCCGAAACUGCUUCAUCUCCGUGUCCUCGCAACGGACUUCCGCAAAGUCGCUUCGAGGACCGCCACCCGCGAAAAGACGAACGAGCAUUCGAAAAAUAAGGGAGAGGUUCAUCGGCGAGAGGCGAUCGAGACCAGGAAGCUUUUGUGAAAGUCGGGCGGCACUGCAAAGGGACUGCAAGAUGGCGGCGGAGGCGCAGCCCCAAAUCGUGGUCGAGGUGGCCGACCAACCACCUUCGCCGAGACGACCGAGCCGCGCGUUGAAACCGAGCGCGAAAGCUCGCGAAGCCAUGCAAUCGCUCGAGGACGUGGCUACCACGUCGAGGAGAGCGGCGAGCGAGACCACGCGGGCGGUUACGACGCGAGGAGCACGCGCGUCUGGGAUUUUAUAUGGAGCCAACAGCCGGAUCGAGACGGGGAAGUCAGGUAUACAGAUGCUCCUGGAGGCGAUCAACGAACAACGAGACGAAAUGUACCGAAUGAUUACCGAGCAGCGAAACACGAUUGGCGAACUACGCGAGGUGAUUUGCAAGCAGCACGACGCGAUUCAAGAACUACAUCGCCAACUUGCAGACACCAGGACCCAGCUUUCUGAAGAACUGAGACAAGCGCGGGAUCAGAUUGAUACCCUUCAACGCCACCCGGUAGCCAUGGCUUCGUCCCAACCAAGCGCAAGAGGGUCAUACGCCGAAGUCGCUCGCACCCCACCAUCAAGCCAGCCAAGCGGUGUGCGCACCCUCUCCUCGCGAAACACGACGCCUUCAUCCUUUACCGACACGUUGUUCUGUACGAUCGAUACAUCUAGGGUGGAGGAGAAAGAGAAGGGAAACGUCCAGGUGGCGGACAUUAGAAAGGCAAUCGAGACAGAGGCCAGGGCACAGGAAAGCAUGAAAGACUGGCGUUGCGCUGCGGUUGUGAAGGAGGCCCGAAACCCGGACCGAGUCAGAGUAAUUUGCAGGGACGAAGGCCGAGCGGUCCUCGAUGCGGACGGAAACAUCCUGCCGGGAGCCGCAGAGGCGCUAGGGACAGAGAACGACGUCAACAUUGCGAAGAUUGCCUGGCUCAGCAGGAAGGAUACAAGCAAGGCCUACGGCUCGAUGGUUGUCUACGUGACGAAGGGCAGCGAAGCAAGGCGACUUCUAGACGGGCGUUACUUCCAUCUCGCCGGAGAAUCCGCUUACACGACCGUCUUCGCGCCCCGGGAAGGCCCAAUCCAGUGCUACAGAUGCCAGGAGAUCGGCCAUAAGGCCUUCGCCUGCAAAAAGCCGCAAAGAUGCGGAAGGUGUGCGGAACAGGGUCACCACCACAAGACGUGUCAGUCCGUGGUCCUGAAGUGCGUGCUAUGCAGAGGACCACACGAGUCAUUUAGCAAGAACUGUCGGCAGAGUCUGCUAAACGACGAGGGACUCAAGGACUUCGCAGUGCUGGCCAUCUCCGAACCAUAUGCCAGGCUGAUCGAAGGCUCGGUGACGACGGUCCCAAUGAGUCAUCACAACUGGACGAAGCUUAUACCAACGACAAGACGAGAAACCACGUGGCCAAUUCGGAGCAUGCUAUGGGUACGAAGCGAUAUAGAGGUCGAGCAGAUUCCAGUGCCGUCGGCAGACCUCACCGCAGCACGCAUUCGGCUCCCAGAUCGGGCAGUGCUGAUGGUGUCAGUGUAUGUGGAGGGUGGUAGUGACGAAGCACUGGAAGAUGCAAUGAGGGAAAUUGACCGACUGAUUAGGAGGUUUCGAAACGGAACAGGGACGAGAACGGAUAUCAUCCUGGCGGGCGAUUUCAACCGCCACGACCAGCUUUGGGGAGGGGACGAUGUCUCACCACGGAGACAAGGCGAGGGAGACCGCAUCAUCAACCUCAUGGACGAACACUCCCUCUGCAGCCUCCUCCCAAGAGGCACGAAGACGUGGCAGUCAGGCGACAUUGAGAGCACAAUCGACCUGGUACUGGCCUCUGCAGAACUAGCAGACCAACUACUCAGAUGCGCGAUUCACCCCUGCGACCAUGGCUCAGACCACAGAGCAAUCGAGACAGCUUUUGACACCUCGGUGGAGGACCGUCCCAGUGAGACGAGGUUCCUCUUCAAGAACGCGCCCUGGGCGGAAAUUAGGACUAGGGUGGCAGCAAACCUCGAACGCAUCCCCUGGGACGGCAAUGUCCAGCAGCAGACGGACAGGCUCAUGGCAGCGGUAACCGAGGCGGUCUACGGCCUGACACCUAAAGCCAAACCCUCACCAUACGCCAAGCGGUGGUGGACAACGGACCUGACACGGCUUCGCCAGACAUACACGUUUUGGAGAAACCAGGCGAGAUCUCGACGUAGGAUUGGGCAAACAGCACCAGAGCUCGAACAACGAGCCAGGAUGGCAGCCAAAGAGUACCACGACGCCAUCCGCAGACAGAAGAGUUCGCAUUGGAACGACUUCCUGGCCGAUGACGCUAACAUCUGGCAAGCAACGAAGUAUCUGCAAACCGGCAGCGGCACGAUGGGCGAUAAGAUACCCCCGCUCGUCCGACCCGAUGGCUCCAUCACGGAGGGUAAAGCAGAACAAGCGCAGGAGUUACUCACCGCCUUCUUCCCACCUUUGCCAGCGAGAAUCGAAGACGAGGGCCAACGACCUCAACGGGCGCCGGUACACAUGCCAGACCUAACAAUGGAGGAGAUAGAACAAAAGGUCCUGUCCGCUAAGCCAUGGAAGGCGCCCGGGGAAGACGGUCUACCGGCAAUGGUAUGGAGACAGCUCUGGCCAGUGGUCAAAGACAGGGUGCUCCAUUUAUUCCGGACGUCGCUUCGAGACGGCGACAUCCCCAGCCAGUGGAGGAAUGCCAAGAUCAUCCCAUUGAAGAAGCCAGGGAAGAGCGAAUACACUCUAGCCAAGUCCUGGAGACCCAUCUCGCUGCUCUCCACGCUGGGUAAGAUACUGGAGGCAGUCAUUGCGGAGCGUUUAUCCCAUGCUGUGGAGACCUGCGGCCUUCUACCCGCCAACCACUUCGGAGCCAGGAAGAGACGCUCGACCGAACAGGCUCUCCUUCUGCUUCAGGAACACAUCUACAAAGCAUGGAGAGCUAGGAAGGUGCUCAGUUUGAUCAGCUUCGAUGUCAAGGGCGCAUACAAUGGGGUCUUCAAAGACAGGCUUCUCCAGAGGCUCAAGGCAAGAGGGAUACCUGAACCCCUGGUCAAGUGGAUCGACGCCUUCUGCUCCAAGCGCACAGCGACCAUUGCCGUAAACGGGUUCACAUCUGGACGGCAAGAGCUGCCCCAAGCGGGUCUUCCGCAAGGAUCGCCGCUGUCUCCAGUGUUGUUCCUCUUCUUCAACGCCGACCUAGUGCAGCACAAGAUCGACGCGAACGGAGGCGCAAUUGCCUUCGUGGACGACUACACUGCCUGGGAACAACCGUUCUCGGUCAAAGGCGAAGUGGUCAAACCGAAGGAAAGUGCGAAAAUCCUAGGUGUCGUGAUGGAUCGCGAAGUCCGCUACAAGCAGCACAUUGCUAGGACGGCAGCUAAGGGCCUCGCAGCCGCUCUGGCCCUGAAGAGGCUGAAGAUGCUUUCCCCGCGGACAGCGAGGCAGCUAUUUGUUGCGACAGUAGCCCCGGUCAUGGACUACGCUGCCAAUGUCUGGAUGCAUGCGUGCGGGGAAAAGGCACUGAGCUGGCUGAACAGGGCGCAGAAGAUCGGGGCCCUGGCCAUCACGGGAGCCUUUCGAACCGCGGCAACAGCCGUGGUGGAAGCUGAAGCGAGCAUCUACCCCGUACGAGAACGACACGCCCAGGCAGCAGCCAGUCUGUGGAUCAACAUCCACACGCUGCCCGGAACGCAUCCCCUUGCGAUGAAGAAAGUCCGGACCACCGUACGAUUCGUAUCUCCGCUGCAGAAAAUUGCCCGUGUGGCCGAAGGAGUACGAGUUGACCGGAUGGAGACAAUCCAGGAAUACGCCGUCCCGCCCUGGGUACCUCGCCUACGACCGACGCUCGAAGCCGAUCGAGGGAAGGCGGCCGAGAUGGUCAACAAAAUUUCGGGAAUCGUGAUCGCAACCAGCUCAUCCGUAAAGAAGGGCAUUGUGGGCAUGGGCGGCCUUGCACGGGAUACUCUCUUCAACAGAACUAGCGAGACUGUGACAAACUAUGCUGUUGUUCUUGGGACAAGGGAAGAGCAGAACCCAUAUACAGCAGAGCUAGCAGCCAUCGCAAUGGCCCUGGAGAAGUUACCGGCUAGCAUCUGCCACAGGCACAUCACCGUGAUCACUAGGAACCAGUCAGCGCUGGCAGCAGUUGGACAGCCGCGGCAGCAAUCCGGCCAAAGCAUCAUACGGCAAAUCUACGACUUGGCCAGGCUGCACCGACAAAGAGGGAACUCGGUCAACUUUCUGUGGAUACCAGCGGAGAUUGACUUCGCGCUGGGGUCAGAUGCCAAGGCAGCAGCCCAGAGAGCGUCGAAGCAAGGACGCACACCCGACUCCCAAAUACCCCAGGCCAAGUCUACCGCGAUGAGGCUGGCAAUGGAAAGACAACGGGCGACAAGAGUUCUACCUGUAAGCGUGGGCAAGUUCUCAAAGGCCAUGGACGCAGCACUACCAGGCAAGCACACGCGCCAUCUCUAUGACAAGCUGAAGCGAAGGGAGGCCUGCGUAUUGGCGCAGCUCCGAACCGGAAUGGCGAGACUGAACGGUUUUUUAGAGCAGGAUUGGGGCGGUCGAGUCAGACCUUUGUGCCUGUGGACAAGCGAGGGAAUCAGUGGAACACUUUCUUUUCCGAUGCGUGAAAUGGGACAGCUCUCGAGGGAAGACAUGCUGCAAUGCACAGGGGCAAGACAGAGGAAGCCUCUUCGUUCUAUCUGGGAGGGAAAGCGCCAUUCAGAUACAAGGCAUUGGUCACCAGAUAUGAAGGCAGUCCGGGCGACGAUCAAAUACGCAAUGGCAACAGGAAGGCUGGAGCUGAAUGAGGAGGAGAGUCUAGACCAGUCACAGUAG